AUGUUGAAAUUACUACUUGUGAUUUGCGCGUCGACAGUAUUCAACAUCGAGACAAAUGCCGACCCAGCCUCUGUGUCAGGCGGUAAGCUCCAUGUUCGGCACAGACAGAAGAGGAGCUUUGUCCAGUACGGCAUGAUGAUACACGCGGUGACGGGACGGAACCCGCUGGACUUCAAUGACUACGGCUGCUACUGCGGAUUGGGCGGGUCGGGAACACCUGUGGACAACAUAGACAAGUGCUGCCAAGACCAUGACCAAUGUUAUGAUUCAACGUCUUUGCCGAAAAUCACCACAUACACCUAUAUCGCAAGCCCUGGAUCCGUGACUUGUCAGGACCCCCCUGGCUCCAAUGAACGGGCGGUGUGUGAGUGUGACCGGGUGUCCGCUCUGUGCUUCUUUGCCCACCUUAGCGAGUAUACGGAGAAGAAACCCUGCAGCACUGUCGACAGCGGUACUAGUACUACUACUAACCAGUGCCCCUUGGAUGUCAUGUUUCUGAUUGAUGGAUCCUGGAGUAUCGGCCAAGAAGAGUUUGAGAGGGCUAGAGCCUACAUCUCUCGCAUCGUAGAAUGUUUCAGCAACGGUGCCGUUACGGAGGUCGGUGUAAUCCAGUAUUAUGACUGCACACCAAAGGUCGGCAUACCGUUGGGCCACUACCGUUGGGACACUCCUGGUCUCCUGAACGCCAUUAGAGACUUCUACUUUAGUGGAGGUCAAGCCGAAACUGAAGCUGCCUUGAGAUACUUGACAAGAGUGGUAGGACAGUUUAUGAAUUAA
This is a messenger RNA of Branchiostoma belcheri (Belcher's lancelet), 777 nucleotides long. Its product is annotated as phospholipase A2 A2-actitoxin-Ucs2a-like. The transcript has 6 exons. Gene Ontology annotation, biological process: phospholipid metabolic process; lipid catabolic process; arachidonate secretion. The coding region runs from base 1 to 777 and encodes 258 amino acids. Lineage: Eukaryota; Metazoa; Chordata; Leptocardii; Amphioxiformes; Branchiostomatidae. The record is from RefSeq and is a predicted model, not a curated record. Gene Ontology annotation, molecular function: phospholipid binding; calcium ion binding.